Drosophila hydei is the source of this 17207-nucleotide messenger RNA. It is a transcript of the gene HUWE1, whose product is annotated as E3 ubiquitin-protein ligase HUWE1. The record is from RefSeq and is a predicted model, not a curated record. Gene Ontology annotation, cellular component: nucleus. Gene Ontology annotation, molecular function: ubiquitin-protein transferase activity; protein binding. Gene Ontology annotation, biological process: positive regulation of protein catabolic process; protein polyubiquitination; proteasome-mediated ubiquitin-dependent protein catabolic process. Lineage: Eukaryota; Metazoa; Arthropoda; Insecta; Diptera; Drosophilidae.
UAGACGACGAUAGUGUUGUUUCUAAAGUAUAAGUGUGUAAGUGCGUGCUGAGGGAAUUUAACAAACUGAAAUUACAAUUGUCAAACCAAAUAAGAACGUUUUUAGAUCGAAAAUAAGAUAACAAUACUAGCAGCAAUAUGCUGUGGUUUAAUGUAAAUUUUAUUGAAGACUUUGACGUAUAAAAUUUGUACAAUUCGAUGCAUAGCAAUUAAAGGAGAAACGAUAUACUGAAUUUUGAACGGAUUAUAAUUAUAAUAAGUUACUAAGAUUGAGAAGACAAAAAACGCAGCAACUUGAUUGAACCAACAACAUUCGCACGGCGGCGUCGGCAGCUAACGCAGCAGCAGGCGUCAGCCAUGAAGGUGGAUACCGUUAAACUGAAGAAGGGCUCUUCGGAGCUAACUUCAGAAUGUCGCGAAUUGAUUGAUGAAUUGACCAAACGACGCACGCGUGCCGAAUUGCUAGAAUUUUUGGAUACGGUGCAUGUUUGGAUUUAUGGUAAAUGUGAAUUAUAUCAUUGGAUUGAAAUAUUGGAUCGCUUCGAUAAAAUACUCGAUGAGGCGGCUCGCCAUGUUAAUGGUAAUGAGUUUGUGCUGCAGUGCGAUACAACAUUCAUUGAAGCGGAUGUAACUCUGCUGCUGCACGUACUCAAUUUCACAACACUGCUCAUCGAGCAUUCAUUCUCGCGCCAUUUGUACAAUUCAAUUGAGCAUUUGACGCAGCUUUUGUCGUCACAGAAUAUGGACAUAGUGUUGGCCGUGCUCAAUUUGCUUUACAUGUUCUCUAAGCGAAGCAAUUUCAUUCCACGCUUACCGCUUGAGAAGAAAGAGUUGCUUAUUGUCAAACUUUUCAAUAUCGCAGAGCGUUGGGGCGAUCCAAAUUACGGACUAUCGUUAAAGGACUGCUGCAUUGGUGAGCCAAAGCUGGAGUUCCUUUAUCAGCUGUGCAUUGACUAUGUCGAUGAGCAUGGCCAUGCCGCACAGCUUGAAAUACCAGACAUGAUGGAUCUUUGCCAAACAGCGGCAGCACCAGAGGUUAUCAAAACAAUAGCCGGACAGAUCUCAAAGCCCAGUGAGGCCAUUAAGAUGCGCAUUGCUCAUCGAGUGCGCCUUAUUUCUGGCUUCAACAAUUAUAAGUUGCGUUUGCAAUUUGUGCAAGCACGCCUGCAAGCUGUAUCCAUAUUGAUAUAUUCGAAUGCGCUUCAGGAUAAUACGGAAAAAGUGCUCUAUCCUGGUUUCGGAGAAGAGUUAUGCGAACUCAUCGAUAAGGAAGAUGUGCAUUUGGUGGAAAUACGAGCCGCUGUGCUGCGCACGCUAACAUCAAUGCUUCACUUUGAUCGAAAUCCCAGUGUGCCCAGAGCUGGUUCCCGUUUGAUGAAAAUAGUGCAUUACACGGGUGCUGAGAGACAAGGCGGUACACUGCCUUUGCUUGUGCGCGAUUGCAUUGACAAUUUAACCACACAUGGCUUAACAGAACGUUAUCCAUUGAUCUUAGCCACGUCGCUAUUCUCGCUGCUUUACCAUCUGGCCAGCUAUGAGUUGGGCGGUUCGGCACUUGUCAAGAGCGGCAUGAUGCAAUCACUGUUACGAGUCAUUAGCUGGCCGGGGGUUGAUCUGGAGCACAUCACAUUUGUGACACGCGCCGUACGUGUUAUUGAUCUAAUUACCAACAUCGACAUUGCACGUUUCCAUCAGAACAACGGUCUCAAUGUCUUCAUUGAUCGUCUCGAGAAGGAGAUCAAAAGCUGUUGUCGUGCUUUAGCCGAAAUCGGUAUCACAUUGAAGGAGUCAACGCUGCGCGAUGAGCACAGUCUCACAGAUAAACUGGACAGCUCUCUCGAGCAGGCCGAUGACGAUGAUGCUGCCACGGAGAAUGCAUCGGUGGCCAGUGGCAGCGCAUCACCGCGCCGCGAUAAUUCGAGCAGCGAUGGCAGCGGCAGUGCCAGUGAUCAUGCCCAGCGUGCCUAUCGGGUCUAUAUGGAACAUAGCGGUGGUGAUCAUCCUCGAGCUACUGGCGCUGGUACACCAGCCAGUUGGCUGGACAUUGGAUCUCGCGGUUCGGGUAUACAUGCGCUGAGCAGUCUUGCGGCUGCGGCCAGCAGUAGCAGUGAUACAACUGGACGAGACAGACCUGUACAGUAUCCAGCGAAUAGCUAUUAUGCUCGACCACUUGCCGAGCGUAAAGCAGAGUUAUCUUCACAGCUGCGCAGCAGUUUGCAGCCAAAGAAACCGUCCUGUGUGACACAGCGGGCGGCGUUGUUGAAAUCAAUGUUGAACUUCUUAAAGAAGAGCAUACAGGAUCAUGCGCACUUUAGCAAUAUGCGAAACAUUAUGGAAACAAGCCUGACCCAAUCGCUGCGACACAUUAUCGCCAACGCUGAGUAUUAUGGACCAUCAUUGUUUUUGCUGGCCACCGACGUGGUCACCGUUUAUGUAUUCAAUGAGCCAUCGUUAUUGUCGUCGCUGCAGGAUUUGGGCAUAACCAGUGUAAUGCUGAAGGCGUUACUGCAGAAGGAUGUGCCGGCAACACGUGAGGUGCUUGGUUCGCUGCCAAAUGUCUUCUCAGCGUUGUGCCUGAAUGAGCGUGGACUCUUUGAGUUUCUAUCGUAUGAUCCAUUUGAUAAGGUAUUACGCGUGCUGCUCUCACCUGACUAUUUGGUGGCUAUGAGAAGGCGUCGCAGCUCGGAUCCAUUGGGUGACACGGCCACCAAUUUGGGCAAUGCCAUGGAUGAUCUGAUCAAGCAUCAUCCAUAUUUGCGUGCCGAUGCAACCGAAGCGAUUGUUCGUUUGCUCAACGAACUGGUACGCCUCGGCUCGGAUCCCAGUUUCAUAUGCUGGCGCGCCAACAAGGACAACAGCGGUACAAGUGCCGCACACACGGCGGCGCCUUCGACACCAUCGCCAUCGGCCAUGGUAAUGGUGGCAGCUGGACCAGUACUGCAAAGUGCUGCUGAUAACAACGACAGCAGCGGAGAUGAUGAUGAUGAUGACGAGGAGAUGAGUUCUGCGUCUCAGCAGCAGCAGCAGCAACAGCAACAACAGCAGCAACAAACGCGGGCCAAUACACAACAGCCACCAGUUGCUGCAGCAUCGGCAGCAACAGCAACCACAGCAGCAGCAACAACAACAGCAACAACAGCAGCCACACCCGAACGCGAGGCCAUUCCACUAAUCGAUUAUAUCUUGAAUGUAAUGAAGUUCAUUGAGGCAAUCUUCAGCAACAGCCCAAAUGGCGAUCAUUGCCGUGAAUUUGUGCAAAAAGAUGGCCUGACGCCGAUAUUACAGCUGUUAUCGUUGCCCAAUUUGCCAGUUGAUUCGCCGGUGUCAACAACUUCGCAAGCUGUGGCCAAUGUGUGCAAAGCGAUCUUGAGCCAGGCGCAGGAGACGAAAGUGUUGGAUGUGGCACUCAAGCAAUUGGCCGAUAUUGUUGCACAAUUGAAGCCAUUGAUCAAGCAUUUCACGUUUCCCGGCGGCAGUGUGUUGCUUGCGGAGCUCGUGUGUUGUCAGCGUUUGGAGGAUGGUUUCGCCAAUGCCGAAUACACGCCCAUAUUGCACAACAUGAGCUUUGUCCACGGCUAUGUGGUCAUGCUGGUGCAUCUCUGUCGCAACGCCUCCACUGAAAUGCGAACUGUGCUGCUCAAGCGUUGGGGCGCCAACCGUGAGACGGGCGUACAGCUCUUGCAACAACUGGUCCAGUUGUAUAUAUCGCUGGUAUGGGAGAGCACAAUAUUAUUGAAUUUAUGCUCGGAUGAGCCCACCCAACAUCCGGAUCUCAUAUGGGAUGAAAUCGCUGCGCAAAUGUCCGCAGCUGCCGGCACAGCGGAUCCAAUGACCGAAGCCGAAUUGUCACGUAAAUUGGAACGCGCUGCCGAAUUCCGUACCAAAUAUACGCCCGAAGAACAAUUCCGGUAUAUCAAAUCGCUGUUGGCGGCCAGUUCGCGUCUGGGCCGUGCCUUGGCUGAAUUGCUGGGCACACUGGUUAAGUUAUCCGUGGGCUCACCACAGGCGCGUCAACGUCGCAUCAAUGACCUCAUUAGCAACAUUAAUAAAGUUCCUACGCCGGAGGCACGCGAAAUUGCUCGCAUUCUCAGCUCCAUAUUGGUGAAUGGAUUCAGUCAUGAGAGCAUUUUGCCUAAGCCGGUGCCCAAGCUGAAGUUAACGUUUCUCAUUUGCUCGGUUGGAUUUACCGGUCCGAUGCUGUUCGAUGAUAAGCGCAGCGCCUUCCAUUUGAUGAUCUCACAGUUUUGCGCGGAGAAUGGCUUGAAGGCAUUCUUCGAGAUGUUCUAUUGGGCCUUGUCGCUCGAUAAUGUCUCACAGAAGUUUGUCUUCGAUCAGUGGGCACCAUUGGACGAUCUAAUGCAAACGCACGAGGAUGAUAAACGUGAUUGUCCAGAGGGCACGGGUGAAUUUCUCGAUGCCUGGCUGCAAUUGCUCGAGAAGAUGGUGAACCCACGCGCAAUGCUCGACUCGCCAUACACGAUGAGUCCACGGGUCAACUAUAUGCCAGACAGUGUGCCGUUCGAGCCGAUAUUCUAUCUGAUUCAUAUCCAUCAAUUGGCCAUGCAGGCAUUGCGUCGCAUUUGGUGCCGGCGUCCCAUACAGAACUAUGGCACCAGCAUGUUUGAGACGAUUCUAUUGAUACUGAAACAUUUGAUCAAGUCGCAUCAGAUGCUGCUCGAUCGUUAUCAUGCGCGCAUGAAGGAGAUCAAAUUUGAGAAUCUUUACAUACGCAGCACGGACGAUGGCCUCAAUGCGGAUCACAUUAAAACGCUGACGGACAUGGGCUUUCGACAUUAUCACAUUAUCGAAGCACUGCGGAGCAAUGCCUCGUUGGAGGAGGCCACCGAUUAUCUGCUGAACAAUCCGGAGGCCAGUGCUUUAUCACACUCGGGACAAGGACAAACUGGAGCGGGUGCAAAUACGGGUACGGGCACAGGAACUGGCACUGCCACUGGCACGGGAACUGGCACUGGCACUGGCACUGGCACUGGCACUGGGACAGCAACUGGCACUGGAUCAACUCAAAGCCUAUCGCAGGGCAGUUCGGCAUCGAAUGCUGCUGUUGCUGGUGAUAUGGACAUUGAUAUGGAACUACCGGGCAGUGGCGGUGCAAAUGCAUCCACAUCCAGUAUGAACACAGAUGCCGGCGCCGCAGCCACCGACGGUGGUGCAGCCGCAGCAGGUGGCGCUACGCCAUCGCUAUUAGUGGUCAAACCCACGGCCAGCAGCACAAGCGGCUAUGAUUAUAGGCAAUUGAAAUUAAUGCCACCUUUGUUGUUCGAUCACUUCUGUGAUGAGGCCGUAUCGCGUGCCUUUGAGUUCAUGGAGGCCAUACCGGACACGGUGAAUAGUGCCGCUGAUCUUAUAGCCGUGCUCUACAGGCGUCUCAAUCAGCUGAAUCGACAGGUGUUCGUCACCAAUUUCGUGCGCAACAUCAUACAAUGGGUGGACUUCACCCUGCAGCUAUUCGAGCCGACAGCAGCUGCAGCCGGAGCGGGAGCAACGCCUGGCAGUAAGCCAGCACCGAAAGUUGGUCGCUUGGAGGAGUGUUUGACUGGAAUGACAGCGACACGCCUGUUUGUACGCCUAAAGACGUCCACAUUGUUGCUGGAGGAGAACUACAGUGAUAUGCAUCGUCCACUGGUGGAGGCCAUAACGGCGCAGGAUGCGAUGGUGUCCCUUGUUAAGCUGCUCGAUUGCAUGAGCCAAUGGAUGCUGGAGCAAUCGCAGUUAGUGGACGGGCAAGCGCGUGCUACGGUGCCACGUUGGGUACAAAACCUGGUCGAUCUCAUUGACGCCAUCGAUAGCAUCAGUCAUAUAUUGCAGCGCAAAUCGAAUAUGCGCGCGGUCAGCAGUGAUCUGUGGCGGUGGUAUGACGCCUCGACAGGCAAGUGGAAUGCCUAUUCGGAGGCCAACAAUGAGCUAAUACGCAGCGCCUAUGCCGCUGGCGAACGUUGGCUUCACAUCAAUAUUGGGCGGCAACGUUGCACCGUUAGCUUCAAUUGCAUGACCCAGGUGAGCGAUGCAUCUGGCAGCCAUCGGCCCGUCUAUCCAGCAUUGAAGAUUUGCGAAGCAAUUAGCCAUUUGCAAAACCCGAUUGCGCCGCAAAAGAUUGAUAAUGUCUUGAAUCGUGUGGUGCGCACAUCGCCCGACGGCAAUGGCACCAUACAGACCGAUGAGCUCGUACCACUGCGUCAGCUGAUCAAUUUCAAUGAGCCAGCAACAACAGCACCAGCAGCACCACAGCCGCCACCGACGCCGCCAGCGACAGCAGAGCCGCAGCAGCAGCAGCUGGAUGGCGAGGAGGAGAUGCCAGGAGCAGCUAUAGUUGGAACAGCAACAACAGCAGCAGCAUUAGCAUCCAGUGAUGAUUUGAGUGGAAAUCAUUCACCGCCGCCAGCAAUGACAACGCGAAGCAAGUCGCGUCAGAAGAGCGCUGCUGCGGCAGCUAAAGCAAAGGCUGCGGCAGCCGCAGCUGCCAGCAACAGUAGCGGCGGCAGCAGCAGCAGCAGUAGCCACAACACCACCAACAGCGGCACGACCAUACCGAAGCGUACACAGAAAAUUAUACUAAACGAGGAGAACGUGGGUCUGAGCAAGUUCGAUUGUGGCCGAAUUAUUGGCAGCAUUGUGGCAUUGUUGCAGCCAACACAGUUGCUGCACCACGAGACAAAGCUGUCGCUGUUGCGUCUGUGCGCGCGCUUGACCCGCAACUUUGAGAAUGCCCAGGUGUUUAUACGCUGCGGCGGCGUACGCAUGCUGCUCCACUUGCAGCAAUCUUGCAGCUUCAUGGGCUUUCCCACCUAUGCGAUAAUCAUAUUGCGACAUGUCCUGGAGGCGCCACCAGUGCUGCAGGAGGCCAUGGAACGGGUGCUGGGCAUGCGCGCCGCUGGCAUUGUGCCAGUGGGUCAUCGUGAUCUUAUCUAUGUGCUCACCCAGGUCUCGACAGCGGUGUCGCGUGAUCCCAAAAUCUUUGUGGCCGCCGCCAAGGAGAUGCUCAAGGGCGAGUAUAUGAUCAAUGCGAAUAGCACCAGCAAUCUGAUAGAUGAUGGUCGCGUCAUGGUCAAGUCGAAGUUUGGCCAGCAGCCAGUAGCAACGACAACGGCCGCUGGCACAGCAGCCGCAACGACAGCGGCAGCGGCGACACAAAAAGAAGCCACGCCCAAGGAUGACAUUAUCGAUGAUCCAAUGGUGCAAUCAUCCAUUGCAGUGCUCAAAGAGCUACUUCUCGCAUUGGUGCAGCCCUGUUGUCAUUAUACCGCCAAUGUGACCGAGCAGCAACAGCAAAACUCAGCUGCUGAGCUGCUGUUGCCCGACCAACCGCCAGGCACUACGGGUGGAUCAAUGGCAAAUCCCGAUGAUGAGGACACAACGCCCACGGCAAAGAAAACAACUGGCUCAGCUACAUCAUCGACUGGUGGUGGCUCCACGUCAACAGGUAGCAGUUCGGAUAAGUACGAGCCCUGCUGUUGCACCUGGCAUAUUCCGACCAGUGCGCAUAGCCACAAUAAGCCAACAUUGUCGCGUGCCACACUGCUCAAGCUGUUGGCAGAUACGACGCGCGCCUAUCAGUCGCUGGUGCCACGGGUCCUGCUCUCGCAUGUGUAUGCGCCAGCGGACAGUCCGUUGAUUGGCAGCGGAUCGCAAACCUUUUUGGCCGUGCUGCUCGAUCGGUUUCUGCCACUGACCCAGCGACAACAUGUGCCCGAGGUGAGCACCAUGGCACGCGUAUUGCUAUGCUCGCUCUCCGAUUGCUAUCAGCAGAUGGGCGUGCAACAGCAGGUGGCCGAGGAGUUGCAUGCGGCGGUGGCGCGUGCACUCGCCCAACCGGAUUCAGCGGAGAAGCACACACGUCUGCAGGUGCUAAUGAGCCUGUUCCCCAACCUGAUCGAAUCGCCCAUGCUGUACGAUAAGGUGCACAUGCAUCGGAAUACAAUGUAUCGUGUGCUGUUGCGUCAGGGCGUCAUGACUUACCUGACCAAGGUGGCCCAAUAUAAGGAUCUAUCCAAUCACAAUACGCUGAGCACAUUGGGCGCCAUCCUACGGCCCAUGGAGAUUCUGUUGCGCUUCAAUGUGGCGACGACAACGCUUGGAUCGAAACGGAUACUGUUUGGCGGUGCCAGCUCGGGCGCCAAUGGCAGCAACAACGGCAACAAUAGCAAUGCCAAUGGCAUGGGUGGUGGCAAUACAGUUAGUGCGAUCAUCAAUCGUCGUUUGUAUCCGCGCCUAGCGGCACGCACCGCUGUCAACGCCGCCGUCGAUCGCUCGAAUGCGAUGGGCGGCGAGCAUGUGCUCCGGGAUAUCAUACGGAAUGUGCUGUCGGAUCGUCGUCAUGCGUUUGAGUUCAUAUUCAACUCGGAUGAGAUGGCUGUGGACUCGGAGGAUUCGGCACCGCAAGCAUCGUCCGGCUCUGGUGCUGGCAACAGUGGACCAGGGAUCAUUGGCAAUCAUAAUGCGGCCGCCAUUGAUGUUGUCGAUGAGCGCAGCAAUGGCACAGAAGCCGCUGAACCACCGCCGCCGGCUGCUGCAGCUGGCGGCUCAUCGGUGCGUCCGGUGCUCAAUUUCGAUCAACUCUGGGAUGAUUUCCUGCAAUGCGAGGGUCUAUUCUUGGCAUCGCGCGGCGGUGGCAGUGGCAGCAGUGGCAACAGCAAUGCCCCCGGCAAUGCCAAUGCCAAUGGUGCCAUAGGUCCUGGUGGUGCAGCUGCCGGUCAACAGAAUGGCAGCAAUGCCGCUAACCAAGCACUUGAUGGCAUCAUAGGCACUGGCUCAUUGGGCAUCAGCUUAGCCGUUGGCAGCAUCGGAGACCCACGUUUGCGUGGCAGCAGCAACUCGGAUGUCGAUGUUGACGGCAGCGGUGGUGCUGCCAGUGGCAAUGCCAGCAGCAGCGCUGCCAAUGAUAAUGGCCUAAGCGGCAAUGGCGGUGGUAGCGGUGGCGUUGGCGGCGGUGGCAGCGACGGCGCCUCCACAUCAUCAGAUACCGCUGGCGGCAAUGGCAACACUGCCAGUGGUGCUGGUAGCGGUGGUGUUGGAAGUGCAAGCAGUGGUGGAGGACGUGGUGGUGGUGGUGGUGGCGGUCCACGCGGUGCUCGGGACAUGAAUGCAUCGUUGUUGGGCGAUGUUAGCUCAAGCGAUUCCGAUUCGGAGGCCUCGACGGAGAAUGAUGAACGCAAUGCUGAGGAGGAGGACGAUGACGAUGAUGAUGAGGCCGCCGAUGAGGAAGUGGAUGAGCAUAGUGAAACCGAUGUGGACGAGGAGCGUCCGCGUCAAUACAUUGAAGUAUUUGAUCAUAUCUAUGAGCCAGAAUCAUCAGAGACGGCAUCAAAUGAUGCCGAUGUCGAUGCCGAGGACGAUGACGAGGAUGAGGAUGAUGACGAUGACGACGAUGACGACGAGGAUGAUGAGGACACACGAGCACGCAAUGCCGAUGACGCGGCUCUAAUCGAUGAAGUCCUCGCCCAAGUGAAUGGCAGCGGCAAUAGUUCGAGCACCUCAGCUGCAGCCAACUCCAAUAAUCGACCACGUCGCAGCGCCGCCAUUGAGCCGAAUGGUGGUGGCAGCAGUGCUGCCAACGACAACCGCAUGGAUGAUUCGUCCCGUGAUGCCAACGCCUAUUUGUAUGAACGUCUGGGCGGCGACAGCGGACAUGGACAUGGACGUAGCCAUGGGCACGGCCAUGGACAUGGACAUGGCCAUGGACACGGCCAUGGGCACUUGAUGCCACAGCCACCAUCCAAUUUCCGUGUGCGCAUGAAUAGCUCGAUUGCCCUGCCCCUGGACAUAGAUGUGAAUGGCGGAGCGUCGUCGUCAUCGGCGGCGGCAGCAGCUGCCGCUGGUGUUGGACGGAACAAUUCGACUGCCAAUUCGGUGGCAGCUGCAUUGCGCUCCUCAUCCGAUUCGUGGAUGGCGCCCGAUUUUAAUUUCAUUGGCCGAGGUGGCGGCAGUGGUGGCACGGAUGCCGCCAAUGCGGGUGACGGCAAUGUGAACGGAUUUCUGCCGCCCGCCAUGGUGCAAAUGGAGCGCAAUGCCGGCGGUGGUGCCAGUAACAAUCAGAAUAUGAGCAACCUGCUCGACGAACAACCAUCGGCAACACAAGCGGCUGCUGCCAUCGGCACCGGUAAUAGUGGCACCGGCAAUGGUAGCGCUGGCGGUGGCUCCAAUCCGGCUGCCUCUCAUCCCAACAACAAUUCCUCCUUGUGCAACAAUGGUGUGCGACGUCGUCUCCUCUAUCUGGAUCAGCAGUACUGUGUGUGCAUGCCAACGCAUCAGAAUCCGACCGAAGAGACGCAAAUGGAGAUGUUCACACAGGACGCUCUUCACUGGUGGCUGGAGGAAGCCAAAGCCUUGGACAUGGAAAGCCAAACCGACGCCUGUCUCUAUGCGGCACACUUUCUGCUGCCGCAUUUGAUCAAGGAACUCAAAUUGGCUCAUCAGCAACGCAAACAGGAGGAGGCUAGUCGUGUGGCUACGGCAGCAGCUGCUGCGGCAGCCUUGGCUGCUGCUUCCUCGUCCUCCAAUGCUGCGCCUGCUGCGGCAGCUACCACCCCAGCCGCUGAGCCAGGCGCAGCUGCUAAUGCGAGUGCGAAUGCCAGCGCAACAAGUGCUGCGGCAACAGCUGUGAACAACGUCAACAGUUGGCUGUCGAAUUCGAAUUCGACAACAACCAGCAGUAGCAACAGCACUAGCAGUUCCAGUGCAAUUGCACCGCCACCACCACCACCUUCAACAGCGGCAACAGGAGCAGCAGCAGCAGCAGCAGCAGCAACGGCAACAGCUCCACCUGCUGCAACCAACAAUUUCCGCAGUUCCAUACCCAGACUGAUUCCAUCGAUGCAAUUCGUGAAUGCCGCAUCGCUGGCAACGGUGACAACGGCAAACACGCCCUAUGGCAGUGGCAUUGUUACCGCCAGCAACGCAGUACAGCCAACACUGGCAGCCGCCUUCAAUAGCAGCAACAACAACAGCAACGCCAACAGCGGUAGCAACAAUGCUGCCUAUGCACCAGCAGCACCACCAGCACCAGCACCAGCACCAGCACCAGCAGCGGCAGCUGCUGGCAAUGUUGAGCCACGUCGUCCACGACAUCGCAACAAUGGUGCUCGCCAUCAAGCGCUCUAUAAUAUCUACGCAGAAAUCGAUUUGACCAAUGAACAGGAUUCAACUGGUAGUGGGGGAGCGGGUAGUCCUCCACGUCAACAACAACAGCAACCACAACAACCGUCAUCGCAGCCGCAACAGCAAGCACCACCUCAACUAUUUCCCAGUGCGCAGGGCCCGUCGCCGGGUAUUGGUGGUGGCAAUGGUGCGAUACCGCCAUCGCAUCCGCCACGUCAUCCACCAGUGCCGCAUCUGCCGUCCAGCGGGCGACCAUCACGUACACGAACACGUGCUGAAGUUGCCGAGAUCAUGGAGUUCCAGAUGAACGAGCCACGCCCAGCCACCAUGCGGCGUAACAACAACAUCAUUGCAAAUUCAUCGCGGACCACCGGCGCUUCGAAUGCUCGGUCCAGUCGCGAGAUGCCCGUUGCUCGUUUGCAGCGUGUCUCACUAUCCGGACGCACCAAUUCGGACGAUGCAACUGGUUCCAACGAUGAUCAAUGGCGCGAUUCGCCUGUGCGCAUGGCGAAUGCUGAUGUCAUUUUCCCACUUGAUAUGGUGCCUGGUACGUUGAAUUUCCCCGAUCCACCGCCGCCGCCGCCGCCGCUACAACAACAACCACAACAAGAGCAGCAGCAGCAGCAGCAGCAACAGGAAUCGCAAGAGCAAGAAGAUGUGGAGCAGCAGGAAUCAGACUCUGAUCAGGAUAUCGUGCCAGACUUUUCUGGUGUCACAGAUCCAACCACCCUGUAUGCACCGCCCGCGCCAGCGGUAUCCAUAUCGGAAUUGGCCGCUCAGCUUAUGGCCAACGAUCAGCAUGAAGAGGCCCGACAGAUGCUGAGCACAGCACCGGAGCCGUAUCAUCAGCUUAAUCGUGCAACUCUCUCCGCUGUGGCUGCAGCUGUUGUAGCUGCCGUUGAAGCAGAUCCGUUGCCCGAUUUGCCUGACUUGGAACCGCCCGAGUUGGAUUUGGAGUUACGUACCCGCAGCGACCCGCCACCCGAAACGGAUUCGAGCUCUGGCUUGGACUUUGCAACAUCAACAACAGCCGAGGGAGAACCAGCGGCCAAUAAUGCGGAGGCUGAUAGUAUAGAAGAAGCUGCGGCUGGUGCUGCCAGUGCAGCUUCUUCAACAGCUUCUUCAACAGCUUCAGCUACAGCUACAGCUACAGCUACAACUGCAACUGCAACUGCAACUGCAACUGCAACUGCAACAACUACAACUACAGCAACUGGAGUUGGUGCUACAGCAAGCGCCGCCGUUGUCACCGACAUGAGUCCAGAGGUGCGUGCCGCAUUGGGUGAUCUAGAGGUGCCCGAGGGUGUGGAUCCCUCCUUCCUUGCCGCCUUGCCUAGCGAGAUGCGCGAGGAGGUGAUACAGGAGCAUUUGCGUAUGCAGCGCAUACGCCAACGCGCCCAGCAGAAUGCCAUACAGAUAGCGCACGAUUCGCUGGUCGAAGUGAGCCCAGAAUUUUUGGCAGCUUUGCCGCCCAAUAUACAAUCGGAGGUGCUAAUGCAGCAGCGUAUCGAACAGCAGCGUCAGGCGGCGCAAAGCGCCAAUCCCGAUGAUCCGGUCGAUACGGCCGCAUUCUUUCAGAAUCUGCCCGACAAUCUGCGUCAAGCUAUAUUAACAGAUAUGGAGGAGUCACAGAUAGCAAGUUUGCCGCCGGAGCUGGCGGCUGAGGCACAGUUCCUGCGUCGUGACUGGGAGUCACGCAAUGGCGCUCGCAUGGAUGCCCAUCCACCCAGUAAUGCGCUGUCCCGAUUCCAGACCACGCUACAGAAUCUGGAUGAGGCGCGCUGGCACAGCGCCAUUUGGUAUGAUGCCAGCGGAAAUGCGCAGCCCCAACAUCAUCAGCAUACGACAAUUGUGCAUCAUCAUCAUAUUGCACCGAGCACGGGGAAGCCUCUCGCACUGCUUAUGAUGGAGGAUGAGAACAUAUUGCUGGAUCCGGAUUCGCUGGCCACGUUAUUGCUGUUCCUGUUCGUAGAGGAUCAGAAGGUGAAUAGCGUGCGGUUGCAUCGUGUGAUACGGAACCUAUGCCAUCAUGAGCCGACACGUGAUUGGAUCAUCAAGGCCCUGAUUAGCAUUAUACAAAAGACAAACGAGGACAAUUCCAAUUUCGGUGCUGCCAAUUCGGGCAGCAAACCCGAAUGGCUAAAGCUGCGCGUCGAUGCCGCCUUUGGCUACAAGAGCAACAUAUUCCUAAUCAAUCGCAUGUACGAGGGCAGCGCUCGCAGCAUCAGCAUCAAUCCGCAGGCAGCCCAAAUGAUUGUGCGCAAUUGCCUCGAUUUGUUGUUUGUGCUGGCCAAGCAUUAUCCAUUCAGUUUCUUGCCCUACAAUCGUGAACCGAAGGCGCGUGCUCGCAUGCUCAACGCUGUCUUUGGCAUGCCCAAUGCGAAUCCAAUGCCCCGUUUGGAUGAUGCGGCAAAUGCUGCCAAUUCAAGUGCGGCCAGUGGUGGUACCGGCGAUUUGCGGUCCCGCUAUCAUCGCUAUCAAAUGGCUAAUCGUCUGCGCGGCAUUUUGGAUGAACAGCAGCAGCAUCAACAACUGCAGCUGCAGUUGCCCAAGGCACAGCCGCUGGAUGAGGCGCCAUCUACAUCGAAAGCUGCUGCCGCCAAGGCAGCUGCCAGCGCCGCUAAACCACCACCAUUUAACAACAACAAUGAUGGUAGUGGCGCCACCGUUGCCUAUCAGACCAACGCGCACAGCUUUUGGGAUGUGGUGCUGAAUAUUGAUCGGCAGACGCCGCUGCGCUUGGCCAAUGUGUCACAGUUUCCAUUGACCUCACAGCCGGCCUGGAAGUGGCAGAGCAACAAUAGCGAAUUCUUAUCAUUUACCGAUUCACCGUUUGGCCAGCUGCUCGAGAUGUUGCCGUAUAAAGUGAUCUGUCGAUCGCCGCAUUUGACGGAUAUGCUGGUCAAGUUGUUGGCCUCCCUGAGCGUUGAUUUGCCCAAGGAGGAGGAGCAGACGCAGUUGCAGCAGAUACAGUUGCAACAACAGCAGCAGCAACAGCAACAGCAACAGCAACAACAACAACAACAACAACAGCAACAGUUGCAGCAACACCAACAACAGGAUGAGCAAAUGCCCCAACAGGAUGAACAAAUGUCAACGCAGCAGCACGAUGAGCAAUUGCCGCCAUUGGUGCCACUUAGUCAAUUUGCAGAGGAGAUGCGCAUUGCUUCCAUCGCCACCAAUGCCAAUGCAACACAGGGCGAACAACUACGGCAACUGCCGCAGCUGGUUGCGCAUGAUGAAAACGAUUCAGACGACACUGAGGACGAGCCGGAGGCGGAUGCCGAUGCGGAUGAUGAUGAAGAUGAAGACGUCGAUGAUGAGGAGGAUGAUGAAGAUGAUGAUGACGAUGUCGAUGAGGAUGAGGAUGAUGAGAUGCCACUAUCUAGCGGUGCAGUAGGCGGCGCUAAAAUGCCAAAGCCACCGCCUCCAACACCAGCAACGCCCAUUCAAUCACAUAAGCCACGUCGCAAAAUCUAUGCCAAGAACUUCUCCCAACUGCAGCUGGUGAUCGAGGUGUUGACGCAUCAAUGCGGCACCACCGAGGGACUGGACAACGUAACGAAACUUAUUGUGAAUCUCACACAGUGCUCGCAGGCAUCGAAUGCCAUAUUCAUACAGUACUUGACCGCCGCCAUACUGGGCCUGGCCGAGGAGGUGCGUCAAGCUAUUCAGACGCUGCUCAAUGAGAUUAGGGCCUACAACACACUUGGCCAACAGGUGGUGGAUAGCAGCAAGCCUGGCACGAGCAGCACUGCCACCACGCCGUCAGUGGCAGCGGCAGCGGCAGCGGCAGUAAUAACAACAUUAAACAAUAGCAGCAGCAGUGGUAGCAGCGCCGCUUUGCUAUCUAAUUUAACCGUCCAUGAGGGCACGAUGCAGGAUCGCUUCACAUCCGAAUCGGUCAUCAUAUCGGCCCCAAAGAAUGCCAAGCCAACCUGUGAACUGCAGUUGCCCUCGAUGAAGAAGCUGAUGUCGAAUUCAUCGGCUCAGCCUUAUUUCCUGCGCACGUUGAAGAUAUUUAUGCAGGUGCGCGAUAUGUACGAGGUGCAGAACAGUCAAAACGAUGACACCGAUGAUAUCAUUGAUAUUAUUGGCGAUGCGGGCGCAACUACAACUACUGCUGCGGAUAGUCUUGCCGCGGCUACGAGUGGUAGUGGCAGCAGCAGCAGUAGCAGCAGCAUGGAAACCGAUCAGAAGACAUCAAGUGGCAAUGGCAAUGAUGGCAUUAACAAUGGCUCAAAGAGUCCAGCUGCCAAGCCAACGCUUAGCCAAAUUCUAUGCCUGGACGUGCUGUGGCACACGUUGAGCGAGUGCCUGGUUGCUUUGGAGGAGUCCAAGGAUGAGUUUGCUGUGUUGGUGCUGCAACCGACCGUUGAGGCCUUCUUUCUCAUACACGCCUCGCAUCGUGUUACACCGAAGAAGCCAGGGCGUGGUGGUGUUGGCAAUGCAGCAGCUGCAGCUGCUGGCGGCGGCUCGGGAUUGCGCGUUGUGCCGCACCCAGUGGCCGAGCAUAGUAGUCCACAAUUGGAUGAUACCAACAGCAGCAGCAACAGCAACAGCAGUCAAGCCCAGACAUCAACCAGCUUUGAGGAUGAAUCCCGCAUGCAGGAUGGCUCCACGUGCGCUGCUGCUGGACAGCAGGUGGCGCUAACCGCACACGAGGCCCAACUGAAACAGGACCGCCAAAAGUUUUUGCAAUUCGCUGAGAAGCAUCGCACGGUGCUUAAUCAAAUAUUACGCCAGUCGGCGACACAUCUAUCCGAUGGCCCGUUCGCCGUAUUGGUCGAUCAUACGCGCAUCCUAGACUUUGAUGUCAAGCGUAAAUAUUUCCAAACCGAGCUGGAGCGACUGGAUGAGGGCAUACGCCGUGAAGAACAUACAGUUAGUGUGCGGCGUAUUACCGUCUUUGAGGAUUCAUUCCGAGUGCUUUAUCGUCUGGGUCCCGAGGAAUGGAAGAAUCGCUUUUACAUUGUAUUCGAGGAUGAGGAGGGCCAGGAUGCUGGCGGCUUACUGCGUGAAUGGUAUGUGAUAAUAUCGCGAGAGAUCUUUAAUCCCAUGUAUGCCUUGUUCUGCGUAUCGCCGGGCGAUCGCGUCACCUAUAUGAUAAACCCAUCGAGUCAUGCGAACCCCAAUCAUUUGAGCUACUUUAAGUUUGUCGGUCGCGUCAUAGCCAAGGCCGUGCAUGAUAAUAAGCUGCUGGAGUGCUAUUUCACGCGCUCAUUCUAUAAGCACAUUCUGGGCAAACAGGUGAAGCAUACGGAUAUGGAGUCGCAAGAUUACGAAUUCUAUAAGGGGCUGGAUUAUUUGAUGAAAAAUGAUAUAUCAACGCUUGGCUAUGAGUUAACCUUCUCGACGGAGGUGCAAGAGUUUGGCGUUACACAAAUCCGUGAUCUCAAGCCAAAUGGACGCGACAUUGCAGUCACCGAGGAAAAUAAGUUUGAAUAUGUUCAACUCGUUUGCCAGCUGAAGAUGAGCGGCUCCAUACGUCAGCAAUUGGACGCAUUCCUUGAAGGCUUCUAUGAUAUAAUUCCAAAGCAUUUAAUAUCCAUAUUUAACGAACAGGAAUUAGAGCUUCUCAUAUCCGGCCUGCCGGAUAUUGAUAUUGAAGAUCUAAAGGCAAACACUGAGUACCAUAAGUACACAUCCAAAUCGGCACAGAUUCAAUGGUUCUGGCGCGCAUUGCGUAGCUUCGAUCAAGCGGACCGUGCGAAAUUCCUACAGUUUGUCACCGGCACCUCGAAGGUACCGCUGCAAGGCUUCGGUUCCCUGGAGGGCAUGAAUGGCAUACAAAAGUUCCAAAUACAUCGCGAUGAUCGUUCCACAGAUCGUUUGCCUUGCGCGCACACCUGCUUUAACCAACUGGAUCUGCCAAUGUAUAAGUCGUAUGAUAAGUUGCGCAGCUGUUUGCUCAAGGCCAUACACGAGUGCUCCGAGGGCUUUGGAUUUGCCUAAGCUGUGCCGUCCGAGAAUACACACACAAUAAGAAGAAUCUAACUAAAUAAACACACUCAUACACAUAUACUCAUACACUCAUUCACAGACACAUUCUCUCACACACGCACACACUCACUCAAAUUCAAGAACUCCUACAAC